Perognathus longimembris pacificus (Pacific pocket mouse) is the source of this 479-nucleotide messenger RNA. RefSeq names its product gamma-aminobutyric acid receptor-associated protein-like 1. Gene Ontology annotation, cellular component: autophagosome; autophagosome membrane; cytosol. Gene Ontology annotation, molecular function: GABA receptor binding; ubiquitin protein ligase binding. Gene Ontology annotation, biological process: cellular response to nitrogen starvation; autophagosome assembly; autophagy of mitochondrion. Lineage: Eukaryota; Metazoa; Chordata; Mammalia; Rodentia; Heteromyidae. The record is from RefSeq and is a predicted model, not a curated record.
GAGCCCCGCCGCCGCCGCCGCCCCGGCCCCGGCCCCCCCGGUCCCGGGAGCGUCCCGCAGCCCCCCGAGGGCCACCAUGAAGUUCCAGUACAAAGAGGACCACCCCCUUCGAGUACCGGAAAAAGGAAGGGAGAAGAUCCGCAAGAAGUACCCGGACCGGGUCCCGGUCAUCGUGGAGAAGGCCCCGAAAGCCCGGGUGCCCGAUCUGGACAAGCGGAAGUACCUGGUGCCCUCCGACCUCACCGUUGGCCAGUUCUACUUCUUAAUCCGGAAGAGAAUCCACCUGCGCCCCGAGGACGCCUUAUUCUUCUUUGUCAACAACACCAUCCCCCUACCAGCGCCACCCAUGGGCCAGCUGUACGAGGACAACCACGAAGAGGACUACUUCCUGUACGUGGCCUACAGCGACGAGAGCGUCUACGGGAACUGAGGGGGGCCGCCCGGCCGGUGGGGGCGCCCGGCCUCGGGCCCGGGCGGGC